CAGUUUCGGUGCUUUGAGAUGAGUGAGUUAGGGGAAUCCCCUUGACGUCAUGCUAUUAGUAUAGACUUCGUGGCUAUACGAGGAAGCAUUCCGGAAAAUUCUAGGUGACUCAGGGUCACACGUAGAGAAGAUCUAUAGGUACCUGGCGGCGAUUUUACCGAGUUUGACAAGAGUUUUUGCUCGUCAUUCUUCAAAUUUGAGAUUUGCAGUCAAGACACAGCCUUCAGCCUGCGAUGACGUCAUCACUAGGUGAUUUCCAGAUUCGGACGCCAUCUUGGUUGGUCUGAUCGAAAGUUGGGUGGUGAAAAAACGUUCAAAAUUUGCAGUUUACAGGGUUCGCCGACAAACCAUGGAUAACCGGGCCGGUGGGCAGAAGUUCAUUCUUCUCAAGGACCACACAGUGAAGACUAAAUCCAGCCGCUUGAGCUCCCUAGCGCUGCAUCACCACAGGGACCAACACACGCAGUCCUUACCGGGGUCGCUUUUCGAGGCUAUAGAGGACCCAGAUACAGCCAGAAACGGCAAGAAAAUAACGUUACGCUCUCUGGAGAACCAUAACUUGAUUCUAGAGUGUCCCACGAAGGAUGUUGCGGCUAUUACAGGGCAGGAGGCGGACUUACUAAUCGCCAUACCGACGUGUAAAGACAGGUUUGUGUUGUAUGAGGACAAGGAACGUUUGGAGGAGGGGCUUCAGAUUAACGUGAACUCAGUGGUAGAAGUUUCCAUCCAAGGAGUGCCCACAGAUGUGCCAGGGAUUGUCAGAUACAGGGGAAACGUGCCUGGAUUCUCCGGGAUCACGUUUGGAGUCGAACUGUUGGACUCCAAAGGAAAAGGCACGAGUGAUGGCACAUUUAGAAGAAAACGGUUCUUUACUUGCCCAGAAGACUGCGGUGUUUUUGUAGCUCUAAACAAACUGCGUCUACGUCGAGAUGACCACCUACGAGACCUUCCCAACAGCGCGUCUAAGAAAACGAACAUCUCAAAAGCCGUUCCCCUAUCGGAGAAGGAACUGUCAGAGCUGCCGCUGAAAGUUGGCAUGAGAGUUUUUAUAUUUACAGAAGUAAACGGGAAGGAGAGUCAGGAAGGGGGUGUGGUGAAGUAUGUAGGAAAACUGUUGAAGCACGGAGGGGACAUCUAUGUCGGGAUUGAACUGGAUAACCCAGUAGGAAAUGGCUCUGGUGUGUACGAGGGAGAGAGACUGUUCCAUGCCAGGAAGGACCACGCAGCACUGGUGCCUCUGGGAGGGGCCAUACCUGCCGAGUGUAUGGGCGGAGAUGAAGUGUUAGAAGAUAGAAACAAGAAACUCCACAGAAACGGGAGCUACAAUGGAACAGAUGGGCAUUACAACAGUGGAAGACAAGGUGCUGCAGGUGGGAGUGACUCCAUCCCCUCCGGAUCCUUGGGGAGAAACUUUCUCCAGGAGCAGGCAGAACUCCUUAACAGGUACUCCAAGUCAGCUGAGCGGUCUGUGCAACACGAGGCGUCAGACAGCAUACGGAGAAAGGGUGCGCCGGGGAGGCUCAGUCCGAGCCCACGGACACGCGAAAACAACUUCCACCAACCAGGGAUCAGACAUCCUCCCAUAGGAGGAUCAGAGCUCCUUGCGACCGACGGUUGUGAGUCGGGGAUCCAGGGCAUGGUUUCCCGUGGCAACACAAGCGACGCCAUUGUGCCCCCGAUGGACGGGUUCUACCCACGAGACUCCCCCAACAGGAGCCCCAGCAAGAAAUAUGAACCUUUGAUACCAGGCGCAGCGGGCGGGAUUGCGACGCCCCCGGACACCCUGGAGAGACGAGCAGGGACAGUUGACCCCACCCUGGAGGUGGGAGACAUGGUGGAGGUACUCGGCACCCCGCCCCGCUACGGAGUCAUCAAGUUUGUUGGCACCCUGCCUGACAUCAAGAACGACAGACUGGUCGCAGGGAUAGAACUGGAUGAGGAGUUAGAAGCCUGUACAGACGGUACGUUUAAGGAGAAGAGAUACUUCACCUGCCCUGCCAAGCGGGGGCUGUUUGUGUUUCUGGAUAAAUGUGCCCGUGACCAGCGGUUUGAGGUACCCAGACCUGACGAGCCCCCUCCCUCUCCAUCUGUAGCUUUUGGCAACUACAACUACCGGUCCAUAGAAGACGACACCCUUCCACCAGAGUCGCUGACCCUUGACCUGGUGGGGAGGGCAAAGGGCAUCCAGGGUCACCACAACUCGUGUUACCUGGAUGCAACACUGUACAGCAUGUUCGCGUUCUCGAGCGUUUUUGACGUGUUGUUGCACCGACCGACCAGCCCGGAGGACCUGCCACAGUACGGGGAGGUGCAGAGACUGCUGAGGGAGAACAUCGUCAACCCGCUCAGAGUUGAAGGGUUUGUGCGAGCGGACCAGACCCUGAAGCUACGAACUCUACUGGACCAGCUGGGAUCCAUCCCUGGGCUCCUGUCUGAGGAGAAGGAUCCAGAAGAGUUUCUUACGACUAUGCUCAAAGAUGUCUUCAAAGCAGACCCAUUCCUCAAGAUUAGAUCUGGCACCAACAAGCAGGAGGAGUGUUACUUCUACCAGUUGUUUGUAGAGAAGGAUGAGAAGGUGUUGGUUCCCACAGUACAGCAGCUACUGGAGCAGUCAUGUCUGGCCACAGACAUCAAAAUCACUGAGAUGCCGAGCUGCUUGCUAGUCCAGAUGCCGCGGUUUGGCCGAGACUUCAAAAUCUACGACAGAAUCAUCCCCAGUCUGACUCUGGACAUCACUGAUCUACUGGAGAAUGUUCCCCGAGAAUGCACCAUGUGUGGCAGUUGUGGGGAGGUGGAGUGUAAGGACUGCUACAUGGAGAAGGUGUUCUUCCAGAACAACACCAGCCACAUCGUCACCUACUGUAACAUCUGUAACCUGCAGAGCCAUAAGAAGCGUCGAGGGCACAAGCCGACGCCCAUCGGUGUCCCCGAGUCCUUCAGAAGGAGACACGACCAGAACGGUUUCCCCGUGCCGCGCAUGACAAUGGACCUGUUCGCUGUGGUCUGCAUACAGACCAGCCACUACGUCGCGUUCGUGAAGUGCGGGAACGAAGCGGACGCCCCGUGGGUCUUCUUUGACAGCAUGGCAGACAGAAUAGGUGAACAGAAUGGUUACAACGUUCCGGAGGUGAGUGAGAUCCAUGACUUGAAGCAGUGGUUGGAGGAUGAGGAGGCGGUCACCAAGCAGACGGACCGAGAACUGCCGGAGCACGUGCGGAGACUGCUCUGUGACUCCUACAUCUGCAUGUAUCAGAACAGGGAAGUCUCCAUGUACAAGUGAUGCUUACAUUGUGCAAAGAUUUCUAGGUGUAACUCAUUUAACAUGAACUUUUUAACCUGGAAUCCAGACUCCUGCCAAGGCCCACACUACUGCUAAUUUCUGUCAAAUUUGCUGGUAAUUUCUGUCAAAUUUGGUGAUGUUUAUGGUAUUUGUUUAGUACCAUGCUGUAGUCUGUGUAAUCAGUGUAAUCAGCAUCUGAUGGAAAGCUGCAGGGAUGGGCCUACAUGUACCUGCACAGACUCAGGCCCGAGGGAGGCCAGCGAAGCAGCAAGGAAAUGGCUGGAGAGAUGCAGCGACAAGGCGAUGAUCGAUUGAAAGCUCAUCUGUGUUGGUAGAAUCAAUAGUUAUAGAGUUCGAACUUGUUCCGACACAAGGAAGAAACUCACCAUAAAUUUUCGGCUGAUCCCGUCAACCUUCAUCAGAUGUGUUGGAACAAGUUCGAACUCUAUAACUAAGCCAUGAUGAUGAGUGUAUUCAGUGUAAGGUGGGUUAGAAGCUUUCAGUUGCCAAACCAAACCAAACCAACCCAGCCUGUAGCCC
Branchiostoma belcheri (Belcher's lancelet) is the source of this 3820-nucleotide messenger RNA. Its product is annotated as ubiquitin carboxyl-terminal hydrolase CYLD-like. Gene Ontology annotation, biological process: protein K63-linked deubiquitination. Gene Ontology annotation, molecular function: K63-linked deubiquitinase activity; cysteine-type deubiquitinase activity. The coding region runs from base 350 to 3280 and encodes 976 amino acids. The record is from RefSeq and is a predicted model, not a curated record. The transcript is spliced from 17 exons. Gene Ontology annotation, cellular component: cytosol. NCBI's taxonomy places the organism in Eukaryota, Metazoa, Chordata, Leptocardii, Amphioxiformes, Branchiostomatidae.